GAACAACCCAGCUUCACCUCAGGUAACGUUAUGUGACACGUAAACAACAGGUAGAAAGCGAAGCUAUAACUCCUAACAAGUGUUUUGGCUUUAAAUAAUAAUAAUUAUGGCUCGUUACUUCCGCGAAGAAGACAUAGAUGAAUUCAGGGAGUGUUUUUAUUUAUUUGCAAGAAACGGCCACAUAAGAACUCUGGACGAACUCACGAUCAUCAUGAGAUCCCUGGGACUAAGUCCCACUAUAGCAGAGUUGAAUAAAUAUUUAAAGGAGAAAGGUGGGAAGAUGUCGUUUGCUGACUUUUUGGAGGUGAUGCAUCUACAGACUAGGGCGGAGGAUCUUCCGAAGGAGGUGAUACAGGCCUUUCAGGCUGCAGACAAGUCUAGGAAUGGUACCAUACCUGCCCGCCAACUGGCUCACAUGCUGCUUCACUGGGGUGAACAACUAAGUAACAAAGAAGUGGAGCAAAUCUUCCGCGAGGCUAAUGUGUCCCUGAAUGGACACGUGAAAUACGAGGACUUUGUGAAGAUAGCUUGUGCGCCUGUACCUGACUACUACUAAAGUACUUUUCUACACCAAUAAGAUUUUUAUAAUAUACCCAGACAUAUAUUUAUAACAAAUAUUUAUAGUAAAGGUACAUUAUCCUUAAGAUUAA
Megalopta genalis is the source of this 650-nucleotide messenger RNA. Its product is annotated as calmodulin-like protein 4. The record is from RefSeq and is a predicted model, not a curated record. Gene Ontology annotation, cellular component: myosin II complex. Lineage: Eukaryota; Metazoa; Arthropoda; Insecta; Hymenoptera; Halictidae. Gene Ontology annotation, molecular function: calcium ion binding.